AUGUACAUUAUCAUGGUAAUCUUGGCAAUGGAGCUGAUACGCUGCGUUCUACAACUGAUGUACGAGAAAGAAAAACGCGAAACAUCAAAGAAAGAAUUACCAAUACUUGUCGCCGAUAAAGAUUCCCUCGGAGAAAACACUAUCUACAAGAGGACCAUUUCGACUUCAUUACCAAAAAUAACAAAGAAUGGAAAGGAACUUGAUCAAAAAUUUAGCAAUAUUUUGUCCGGUGGAGUACAACAUGGCAUAUCAAGGUCACCAUUCGCAUGUAAUGAUAAAUUGAGAGCUGCAAUGCCGUCUCUAGAGAGAGCAAUUACAACACAAAGUGUACCGAUUGCGAAUAUUUCUCAAAAGCCUAGACUGAAAAUGACUAAAAGCAGCCAUAAAAAGUCAGUCAAGGAGAGAUCAAUCAAUAAAUCCAAGAAAAGUGGAGAAAACAUUAAAAGAAAUCUAAAACUCAAAAUAUCAAUACCAUUAAAACGGACUCAAGUAGACAACAUAUCGGAGGAGAGACAUACGGCAGAGACAUGUAAUGAUAAAUUGAGAGCUGCAAUGCCGUCUCUAGAGAGAGCAAUUACAACACAAAGUGUACCGAUUGCGAAUAUUUCUCAAAAGCCUAGACUGAAAAUGACUAAAAGCAGCCAUAAAAAGUCAGUCAAGGAGAGAUCAAUCAAUAAAUCCAAGAAAAGUGGAGAAAACAUUAAAAGAAAUCUAAAACUCAAAAUAUCAAUACCAUUAAAACGGACUCAAGUAGACAACAUAUCGGAGGAGAGACAUACGGCAGAGAGUACGAAGGCAAUGAAGGAGCAAUAUAUUGGAUACUACAAAAAGUUUUAA
Loa loa (African eye worm) is the source of this 837-nucleotide messenger RNA. RefSeq lists its product as hypothetical. The coding region runs from base 1 to 837 and encodes 278 amino acids. The record is from RefSeq and is a predicted model, not a curated record. Lineage: Eukaryota; Metazoa; Nematoda; Chromadorea; Rhabditida; Onchocercidae. The transcript is spliced from 4 exons.